Messenger RNA from Fopius arisanus, 3921 nucleotides. RefSeq lists its product as uncharacterized. The transcript is spliced from 10 exons. Lineage: Eukaryota; Metazoa; Arthropoda; Insecta; Hymenoptera; Braconidae. Bases 35 to 3373 code for a protein of 1112 amino acids. The record is from RefSeq and is a predicted model, not a curated record.
CAUCCAAUCCUCUCAUCCUCGGCGAUGUCUUCGGAUGUCAUCGAUUACCUCCGAUGACGAUAAACUGUCGACGAUUCGGGGUUUUUAUAAUCAAUUAGUUCUAGUGAUCGGCAAAAUGUGGUGGUUUAUUUUUCUUGUGACUCUCUUCGGAAAAUCCGCGUGCUUCGGUGAAGUUAUCAUUGUGCGCGAUUCUGAUUGUGACGAUCCAUGCUUUCGCCGAUUGCUCUCCGGCAAAAGAAUCGUCGAUCCUUACAUAAAACGAGUGAUGGAAUGCGAGAGACUUCACGAUUGUCAUCGGAUGUGCGAAUACGAAAGAGGAUUCACGUGCGAGGGAUUCAAUUAUCGAUCUCAUGCAGGUGCGAAGGGAAUGUGCGAGUUGUCAUCGACACCUCCCACUCAGGUAGACGUGAAUCGGGAUUUCAUAUCGGAUCCUAGGUACGACUACUACGAGAGGGACUGGACGAGGCGAAGAUGUGAGAGGAGGAGGGACAAGGUCCAACCUGAUUCGAGAGACUGGUGGGGAGAGUCCGAUGGACGUCGACCCGUCUGGACACCACGGGGAUCAGCUGGAUCUGGACACUACAUCCCUCCAGUGACUCCAGCCCCUCCAGGAGGCACUGGACCCCUUCCCUACGGAGGGACCUUCAUGGGUCGAACGAAGCUGACACUCGAUUACGAUCGCUCACAACCCGAUCCCUGGUUCAGGUCCACCGUCCUGGUGAGACCUACCCACCCUCCUCCACUUCCUGUAAGACCCCUUGAGGACAGCUGGCCCACUUUCCCCCAGAGACACGAAACCUACGGCUUCCAUCAGAGGGACAGAGACCGAACGCCGAUACCUGGGGUCGGAUACCCCAGGUAUCUACCAUCCAGACCCUCCGACCACGGCUACAGCGGCAAUGGAUAUUCCUAUGGACGACCUGGGGAUGGAAUCUGGAUGACUGGACGACGUUACGGUCAGAACUACCCCAUCCGGAGGAUCGGACCUGAUCCAGUGACGAAUGAGAUUUCCCAUUAUGUCCCUGACCGGCGAAAGCCGUCGAAGCCUGAUCCGGCCGAAGGGUACGGUCCAUCCUACGGUGAUGGAUAUCCUGACCACUCAGGACACCCAAAACCUUCACCACGACCGUUGCAUCUCGAGCCACCGCAUUCAAAGGCUCCUCCAGGCCACGACUCCCAGUACGGACCUUUCCAUAAUUAUGGAGGCGCCUAUGGAUAUGACAGACCUGCAGUACCGAGGGUACCACCAACACCUCCUUCGAGGAGGGCGUGCUCCGUGAGAUCCGCUGGAGGAUUUCGUCUCGCCAAGGGAAUUAUCAGGAAGAGUUAUCUCACUGCCAAUCUGGGGCAGUGCGAGAGUCUCUGUCAGAGUCAGAAGGAGUUCACCUGUUUAACCUUCGCCUACAGGUACAAUCUGGCUGCAACUUCACCCUCAGAUAAUUGUCUUCUGUCAGACGCACCCUUGGAGAAUCUCAUUUUUUACACCGAUCUCGAGCCCGACCGCGAUUACGACAUCUACGCUAUAAUGAUAAAUCCAAAGUGGUGUGAGACCCGGGGAAGACCAUCGUCGAGCCCCAGACGAACGCGUCCGCCGGAUGAAUGCUUUUGGAGGGUCAGGACUGGAUUUGGAAUGCCCCCCGCUGUCGUCAAAAAACCGACCAGAGUCGAGGGCAUGGGCGAGUGCCAGGUGCAGUGCGUUCACGCCCGGGAUUUCACCUGCAGGAGUUUUGUCUUCAGAUAUGACUCUUCGGUAAGUGGUCUUCCCAAUUGUUACCUGAGUGACUGGCCAGCGGUGGAAAUUGAUCCCCACAAAAUGCUGGACAUGGAGGGAGCAGAGUUGUACGAAAGGGGUAGCUUUGGUCGGGGUUGUGAACCCCAUCAUCCGAUUCCCUCUCCUGAUCCCACAACCCCCAGUCGACCAGCCCUCGAUUACAAACCUUCGCACACCGAUGAAGCAUCCUGUUAUGCUGGUUACGACAGACCCUGCAAAUUAACACCUUAUGCUAUUAUAUUGACGGCCAAGGUGGACUCGGAGGCUGACUGUCGGAGAAGGUGUACGGUGAUGAGGGAGAAUGUGGGGAGAAAUUCUGCACCUUGUAUGUCUUUUAGUUAUAAAAUCUCUGGUGACGAUAUCGAAGACAACUGUCACAUGAGUGACGUUCCCACGAGAGACCUGCGUCCAGGUCUCGAUUACACCCACGACGAGGAGUACUCCCUGUACGUUUUCAAAGAGCUCGAGCCCAAGUGCGUUCCCUCGAAUGAAUACUCUUCGAAGCCGUAUGCAGACCCAGAGGAUCCUUACUACUACGAAGUUACUCCCCUGGACACCAGUAAACCGGGAGAGUCAGACCUGGGGUAUCACUACCCGAUGCCCCAUGACAGACCGAGCAAUCCCCAGGACGAGCGGUUCUUCUACCCCCCGGAGUUGAUGGUCUUCAAUCAUUACACGGUGAAUGGUCAUCCCUGCAAGAGAGGAACUAAGUGCGAGAGACACCCAGUGGCGGGAUUCUGGUCCUGUCAGACUGAGGGCUCGGAACCGGACUCCUGGGAGUACUGUUGCGAGCCCUCACACCAGUGCGGAUUCUCUCAGGGAUCCAGCUACCCCUGGUGCUACGUGGGGGGCUCCAGGGAUCAGUGGCGACCGUGCAGUGAGCGAUAUUUCCCAUAUUCUUCGAAAUCGAGGCCCCCCAGACCUGGAGGACCCUCUAGCAAGUGUCACUACGAGGUCGACUGCGAGGGCAGACACUGGCCUGUUGCCGUUCUUCACGGAGAGGCUCCACCGAGUCAUAACUGGGAAAUAUCUCAAGGUCCUGCCCCAAAUGGCACAGACUCAGUAGCUCUAGCAAACACCCACGACCAUCGAGGACUAAAUGACUCUGAAGAGGUCAUACCUUCAGUGAAGGCUAUUGAAGACUCGAAAAACUCGACAAACUCCACUACUAGUGGUGUAAAGAAAAGGAGAAGUGAGGGAGUCCUUUUCCCUUUGAGAAGCCUUCCCCAGGAAAAAGCCCCUGAAUCAUUCCAGAGGCCCAACUCAAGGUUCAGGCCUCUUCCCAUUUCCAAUUCUUCUCAGAACGGAACCCAGUUUUUUAUCACCAGGAGGCUGAACGCCGCAUUGUCAACCCAGGAGAGUGAAAAAUCGAGGAGUAGGGGAACUGUAGCGAAAAUCGAGAGGAUUGAGAGACCCACUGAGGGAGGGAACGACGUGCAACGACUCGUCACAGUGUCUAGUAAAUCACGAGCUGCACAACAUGAUUUGAAAAUUCGCGUUCCAGUUAUUUCUGUUCUUGUUUCUAAUUCCACAACCGUUAGGCCGAAUUCUAGGCACUGGGUAAAAAUGGAGACGAUUGGGAGGAAUGACUCAUCGGUGUGAAAUUGUUUUGAUGAUUUUAGAUGCGAAGUCAUGACAUGAGACAACAAUUUUUGAUUUGACAUUUUUCAUUAUUAAUUAAUCUAGGCAAUUAGGAAUUUAAAGCGCAAACGUCCGAGGCCUUUUUUAUAUUAGUUGUUUUUUUUUUUUAUCGAUUAUCGAUGAAAUGGGAUUUUAUAUACAACGAAUCUAUUUAGAUUUGAGGAUAUUGAAUAUUUUUUUAUUGAGUAGUGAAUAGUUUAAUUUACGAACAACGAAAUGAGAUUCUGAUUCUGAUAUCUCUCGAUGAGUAACUGAUCUAUUUAAGGCCAGAAAAUAAUAAUUAUGGAAGUUUUUGAAAUUUUAUUUCAUAAGGAAGAAAAAUUCGAUGAGUGCUUUCGAUUUAAUUUUUUUCGUUCCAUUGAGUUGAAAAAUUUUUCAUUUUUUUCCAUCGCCUCUUGAAACGAGGAAAUACUCAUCGUCCAUAAUAAAUAUUUAUUUACCAAUGUCCUUGAACAUUUGGUCCAGAGCGUUUUCCAUGAACAAUUAUGCAGUUGCCAAUGACAAUCAAC